Caenorhabditis remanei is the source of this 948-nucleotide messenger RNA. RefSeq lists its product as uncharacterized. The transcript has 7 exons. Gene Ontology annotation, biological process: branched-chain amino acid catabolic process. Gene Ontology annotation, cellular component: mitochondrion. The record is from RefSeq and is a predicted model, not a curated record. Bases 1 to 948 code for a protein of 315 amino acids. Gene Ontology annotation, molecular function: branched-chain amino acid transmembrane transporter activity. NCBI's taxonomy places the organism in Eukaryota, Metazoa, Nematoda, Chromadorea, Rhabditida, Rhabditidae.
AUGGCUCUUUGCUCUUCGUGGACGAUUCGAUGUAUGUUGUAUCCGAUGUCCGUUGUCAAAAGUCGACUUCAACUACAACGACAGAAUAAUGAGUAUAAUGGGAUGAGGGACGCUUUUGUCAAGAUUAUCAAGCAUGAGGGCAUUGGGGCUCUAUAUAAAGGUUUCUGGAUGACUCUUCCCCAACUGUCGGCCUCAUUUCUCUACUCAUCAGCGUAUGAACGUGUUCGUGAUCUCCUCCAAACUCAUCUUCACAUCACAAAUCAUUCCGUCGUCUCCGCGUUGGCCGGUGGAAUCGCCUCACCGUGUGCACAACUCAUUUUCGUACCCACUGAUAUAGUUGCUCAGCAUAUGAUGGUUCAUAAUAAUCCAGCCGCGUUUGGAGGUGGAAAAAAGAAUAUUCCAGUAGCCGACGCGAUCCGGAAGGAUGGUCUCGAAGGGAAACGGACGUUGGGGUUACGAGUGAUUCGGGCGGUUUAUAAAGUUGACGGAAUUUCAGGGUUUUAUAGAGGCUUCCUAUCAGCCAUCAUGUUAUAUAUACCAUCGACAAUGGUCUUCUGGUCGACAUACUAUAAUUCGUUGUCAGUGUUUCGGAUGAUUCGGGAAAAGGUAACCGAACUGGAAUACGGUGUGAAACCGAUGUCACCAUCAGAAGUUGACGAUCGGAAUCUAUUUUUGGAUCAAGCGAUCAGCGGAUCGAUUGGAGGUGUCGCCAGUGCGAUGGUCACGAAUCCACUGGAAAUGCUUCGUAUUCGGUUACAAGUCCACCGAACGACAUAUCGAGAAACAAUCGUCAGAUUGUGGAAGUAUGAGAAGGCGCAAGUUUUUACAAAGGGUCUCGCCCCCCGGAUGGUCAACAACGCUCUCUACUCGAGUCUCGUCAUGUUGGCCUACGAGAGUGUGAAGCGGUUCUCUGUGUUACCCGAAUUCAAGCAUAAAAUUGUUUGGUGA